AUUUUCAAUGAUGAAGGCUAUUAGGAUUUUAAUGUUUUUUUUUUGUUUCAGAGAAAGGAAUAUGUCAAGUAUGCAAAAGUAUUCCCGCUCUCGGGAACGCUUGACUUCAAGGUACCCAGCAAGUGGUAUCGAAGAGUCGUCGGCUCGCUCGAGAUCAUCUGCGGGCUCGCCAUGGCGAUUAUUCCAAGUCGUAGACAAAGUUAAAAACUUAUCGAACACAGUACUGCUUCUCUUGAUGCUGAUGGCCGUGUAUUCUCACUACAUGGUAAACGACAAAUUCGAGAGGAUCGCCCCGGCACUGGUAUUCUUCUUCAUGCUCACGGGGCGACUGGUGAUCGACUGGCAGCUCAGGCGAGAAGACGCGCAAUCGGUGACGGCGAACGGUGUCGACGAUAAAGCUAAGAAGCAAGACUGAGCGGGAUUACGGUUGGAAAACGCGUUGUCUGUUUUCACUUCAAACCACUUGAUUCCGCGAUUUCAUUUCUGGAACACUGAUUCUGAGGAAUAUUAGUUUAUUUAUUUCAAACGUAGACUCUCUCGUUCUCAUUCUUUCAAAAAUGAAAUUUUUAUCUCAAAGCACCGUUAUUCAAUAUAUCUUUCCGGAUUCUUUUUAUGUAUAAAGAUUCGAUAUGCAAUACAAAAACUUUGUAAUAUGUAGGAAAAAAGAAAACGAUGAUUUGGGAUUCUCUGGAUUAAAUUUGUAAUAGUUCGUCCCGCAAUAUCAGUCCGUUGCAUUAAUGUCGAUUGUCGCUGGUCAUGAUCAAAGAAAUUAUCUCUCUCUAUUUAUAUAACAGUUAAGACAAUGAUGCAAAAAGAGACUAAAUAUCGCUAAUAAUAAAUAAACUAUAUCAGUGAAAUUAAUUUUAAAAAUAAAUAAGUUUGGUCGAUAGUUGAUUGGCCGUUUUCUGAACGCACUUUUAUCGAUAAAUGCGCGCAUUUAUUUCUGAGAUGUUAUAGUAUAUGUAACGUGAACUAUAGCAUCUCAAAAGUAAAUAUGUGUAUUUAUCAAUAAAUGUGCGUUCAGAAUACGGGCCUUUGUCUCUUGUAGUCCUUUAUAAAAUCGUAACAUAAUGGCUAUCACACGCGACAGCUAUAUAAUUAAUAAUAUAAGACAUACAGUUGUAAUAUAAGCAGCUAUAUAAAAUAAAUAUAUAUAGGAAACUAUAAUAUAAUUAGUUAAAUACUAAAUAUUAGAGAUACUCUUAUUAAACAGCUACAAUAUAAAUAAAUGUAUAAUAUGAAGAACUAUGAUAUAUAAUCAUAAGAGGCUAUAAUUAUAAACGAGCUGUAAUGUAAACAGAGAAAGAAAUUUAAUCUGCUACGCGUAAUACUAAUCGACAUUGAUGCGACCAAUCCUCAAUGACACUAGCUUAAGCACGAGGUACUAACUGCCACUUGAAUGAAUGUGCUCUUAUAUGUACCGUGCGAGUGUGUGUGUAUGGAACAUAUAGAAAAUGUUUCUUAGUAAUUGAUACAUAUGUGCGCACUAGCUUUAAAUUUAUUUCUUAAAAUCUCCACGUGCGAAUAACGAGUGUGAUCGGACAAUUUGAUAAAUAAACCAAAAUUGUGAAACUCAGA
Temnothorax curvispinosus is the source of this 1578-nucleotide messenger RNA. RefSeq lists its product as uncharacterized. Lineage: Eukaryota; Metazoa; Arthropoda; Insecta; Hymenoptera; Formicidae. The record is from RefSeq and is a predicted model, not a curated record. The coding region runs from base 8 to 415 and encodes 135 amino acids. Gene Ontology annotation, biological process: positive regulation of protein localization to cell surface; chaperone-mediated protein complex assembly. Gene Ontology annotation, cellular component: endoplasmic reticulum. The transcript has 3 exons.